Molecule: messenger RNA, 885 nt
Organism: Alternaria arbusti
Lineage: Eukaryota; Fungi; Ascomycota; Dothideomycetes; Pleosporales; Pleosporaceae
Exons: 1
Coding region: 1-885 (294 amino acids)
Source: RefSeq, a predicted model, not a curated record
AUGAAGCUGUCCACGACCACCACCCUCUUCGCUAGCCUAGCAUGCCUAGUGUCCGCCUCCGCCCCGGCCCCGCCAAAAGCCUCCCUACAAGCGAGCAUCGCUACCGCUGGCAAUCGCGCCAUCCUCGCUCUCGAUAACGCCAAAAAGGCUGUGUCCACGUUCACAGACAGAGUUCAAGCUACCACUAACUCACUUGAUAUCGACCCAGCUGUGAAAGAGGAGUUCAACACACGCUUUAUUAUCCUAAAUCGAGAACUCGAACAUUCGAUCUUCCGUGUGGAAGGUCUCGUUGAGCGGUUUGGUUCUAUCCACAUGAAAGACGACGGGGAGACACUGCGUCUCAACCAAGACGACAGUGAGUCACCGCGUAUCAACCAGGACACGCCUUCGCGUAAGCUUAAGAAGAUAACGGAUCGAAUCAGCGCUAUGUACAAGGAAUACCCUGAUUUCGACGAUAUGCCCGAGGUUUAUCAGACUGAGAUGAACGCGCUGUGGGAGGAGUUUGCUGAGCAGAUGAAUCACGUUGGUGAUCUCCCGCUGGGCUCUAACGAUGGCCGCGUGUACAUUUCUUCCAAGUCUCGUAUUGCAAAAAGCUCGGAUAAGUCCGAUAAAACGUCGUGUCCAUUCAUCAAGUUGUGGAAGCGACUUACUGACCGCACGUUUGUCUUCCAGGGUGGUGAGAUGCUUGAAAAGAAGAAAAGCAAGGAGCAAUCGAAAGAGAGGCACGCUUUGGUCGUUGAGCUAAACAAGGGAAUGUUUUCAGUUUCGGACGGUGUUGCUAAGCGGUUGGGAUCUCAUGGUGUGGACGAAACAGAUGAAGACGAUGUACUUUCAAAGGAUGAAUUGGCGCAAGUACAAAGCGAGCUGAGGAAGCUCGCAAGCUAG